Molecule: messenger RNA, 3072 nt
Organism: Gadus chalcogrammus (walleye pollock)
Lineage: Eukaryota; Metazoa; Chordata; Actinopteri; Gadiformes; Gadidae
Gene: prkacab
Product: protein kinase, cAMP-dependent, catalytic, alpha, genome duplicate b
Exons: 11
Coding region: 679-1734 (351 amino acids)
Biological process (GO): peptidyl-serine phosphorylation
Cellular component (GO): nucleus; cAMP-dependent protein kinase complex
Molecular function (GO): cAMP-dependent protein kinase activity; protein kinase A regulatory subunit binding; ATP binding
Source: RefSeq, a predicted model, not a curated record
UCCUUCACUCACGCCGAACAAAUGGAGGGGGGGAGUGGGUGCGUAUGUUGUCUGGAGUAAAAUAGCCUCAAUUCCUGGCGUUUUUUCGCUACACACUAAAAAGAUCUUAAGAGGAAUCACCAAGGCGACAUGCUAUUAUUCUCUUCGUCAAUAAUUCCAGAUGCAAACGAAUUGGCGGCACGUUCACAGGAGGUCCGUCGUUUUCCCCCUCAUCGUGGAGAUUAAUGGCAUUUUGAUUUAACGAAUUGUAUCCGCUCGACCCGCUGAAAUUUCACUUUGUAGUUGAGGUUGGGAAUGAAGAGGGCCCAUCUCAACAUUGGGAACGUUGUCGUUGUUGGGGAGCCGGGGGUCCACCACGGCACCAGCGAUAGCAGAGCAGGAGAGAGGAAAACUGGACCGACGUGAGACCGAACGCCACAAGGACGGCCUGCAGGACCAGUCAGCCCUUCGUGCAAAAGACCCAGGAACGUUAUGAUGGCGAUGUCGGAUCAUUCUCCAUUUUCAUUGUGAGUCAACGCGCCAAGCAAAGCCUAUUCAAGCCUGGGGUUGGAACACCAGCCGAUAAAUAUAGAGAGAGGAACGAUAACGCCAGGCGUUCAAGGAUACUCUCCAUCUGAAGAUCUCGUGGAGCCUGGUUCGGUUCCAUAGGCGCUCAGGGUGGAGGCAGCCAGUUAAGUCAUGGGCAACGCGCCCACGAUCAGGAAAGGCAACGAAAUGGAAAGCGUCAAAGAGUUCCUUGCACAAGCCAAAGAGGAUUUUAUGACGAAAUGGGAAAACCCUCAACAGAAUACAGCCUGCCUGGAACAUUUUGAGAGGUUGAAAACUCUGGGCACGGGCUCUUUCGGUCGCGUUAUGUUGGUGAAACACAAAGAGACAGAGCAGCAUUAUGCAAUGAAGAUCCUCAGCAAGCAGAAGGUUGUGAAACUAAAGCAAAUAGAACAUACUUUAAAUGAGAAGAGGAUUCUACAGGCUGUCAAAUUUCCUUUUCUGGUUGAACUGGAAUACUCAUUUAAGGACAAUACUUACCUCUACAUGGUAAUGGAAUAUGUACCCGGGGGUGAGAUGUUCUCCCAUUUACGGAAAAUUGGCAGAUUUAGUGAGCCUCAUGCUCGUUUCUACGCAUCACAGAUAGUUCUGACCUUUGAGUACCUACAUGCUUUGGACCUGAUCUACAGAGACCUCAAACCUGAGAACCUGCUCAUAGACCAACAGGGAUACAUACAGGUGACCGAUUUUGGCUUCGCAAAGCGUGUUAAGGGUCGCACAUGGACACUCUGUGGCACUCCAGAAUACCUGGCCCCAGAAAUCAUCCUCAGCAAGGGUUAUAAUAAGGCAGUCGACUGGUGGGCACUGGGUGUGCUCAUCUAUGAGAUGGGCGCAGGUUACCCUCCUUUCUUUGCUGACCAGCCCAUACAGAUCUAUGAAAAGAUAGUCUCAGGCAAGGUUCGCUUCCCCUCUCACUUCAGCUCUGACCUGAAGGACCUCCUGAGGAAUCUGCUUCAGGUUGACCUAACAAAGCGCUAUGGCAACCUCAAGAAUGGAGUCAAUGACAUCAAGGGCCACAAAUGGUUUGCUACCAUCGACUGGAUCGCUGUUUACCAGAGGAAGGUAGAGGCGCCGUUUCUACCCAAGUGCAAAGGACCCGGGGACACGAGCAACUUUGAUGACUAUGAGGAGGAGGAGAUCCGUGUGUCUUUUAGCGAAAAAUGUGGCAAGGAGUUUGCUGAGUUUUAGAAAAAGAGCGAGGAUGGCAGGGGGGUUAAAGAGAGCACUAAAGGGCUGAUUCUGGUUCCACGUCGACGCAUGGGAGUUUACACAUCCAUUAGGUCCUUGCGGACCCUCCUUGCGUCCACCACAUGGCCAGACACGCACCUUCAUAAAAAUUGCAACCUUACGUCGAGGCGACGCAGCAGCAAGGGCUGUGAUUGGUCCCCUCACUAAAACCCAACGCAGAACCAAAACAGGUUCACGACUGCGACGAAGCGUCUGCGUGGUCAUUGCGUUGCACUGACGUGGAACCAUAAUCGGGCCUUUACUCACAAAGAGUGGAAAUAAAGUGAGAACCAUAAGAUGUGUGUGUGGUUGGUGGCGGUGGUGGUGGUGGUGGUGGGGGGGGGGGGCAUUAGACAUUUUGUGUACCUAUUUAUUGAUUUUGUUUUUUUAUGAUGCUGUGUUUUACAUGUGAGUCUUGGGGUUACACUUCAUUUUUCAAUUCUAUUUCAUGGUCUGUUUUUUUUUUAACCAUCACAAAAAAACAACAUAACCUAUCUUGCCUUUGAUAGAGGCAAAUAUUAAUUAUAAAGCUACAAAGUAUAAAUUAAUUAAAAGGCGUAUUAAGCGUUAUUAUAAAGGUUUUAUGACCAAUGUGUGUUUUCUGGUUCCACUGAAGUUUGAAUGACAAUAACAGAAUGCUGUCUUGGGUAUGCUAAGGAUAGGCUAUUUUUUAAUUGUAUAGGGCCGAUUUAAGAUCGAUUGGAAUUUUUGCUGUUAGUUAGCGUCUUCCAUCAUUUUACUACUGAGGCCAACAUCGAUUUGGGGUUUUGCGUUUUGCUGUUCAGGCCUAUACUGCAGUUUGACUUCUUUGUAGUCCAGGUCAUGUCAACCCUCUGAAGCGGUCUGCCUAUCGGUCACAAAUCCCUUUGGGGAUGCCUUAGUGCUGUGAAUGGUGGGCUAAGAGCUCCACCCGGCAAAGCUCUUGGGGGACGCCUUAGUUCUGUGGAUGGUGGACUAGGAGCUUCCGAUUUUUCAUGAUGUCAAAUUAUUGUCUUUCAUUACUUUACUUCCCAAAACACACAUUCAACCACCAACAGUUUUUUUUUAUUGUGUAAAUUAGUUGUAAUCGUUUUUUUAUUAGUUGGUAUUGUAUUUAUUUACAGGUGGCUUGUACAGUGAUGUAAGGGACAACAUUGCUAGGCCUACAGUGUAAGUUCCCUCAGAUCUUGAGAUGGAUAUUGGAGACACUGUCGGAGGUCUUUGUUUAUGGCUUGUGGAAUUGGAAUUCUGUUUAAAAAAAAAACACCUGACAUGUUUGUGUCAAACAUUAAAAUAUUGAUAUGUGAUAUUGUUGCAACU